Molecule: messenger RNA, 3792 nt
Organism: Dendronephthya gigantea
Lineage: Eukaryota; Metazoa; Cnidaria; Anthozoa; Malacalcyonacea; Nephtheidae
Product: C-Maf-inducing protein-like
Exons: 23
Coding region: 379-2466 (695 amino acids)
Molecular function (GO): protein binding
Source: RefSeq, a predicted model, not a curated record
AUUUCGUGUCAUCUAAUAAGCUGUGAUCGGCACUUUAUCGCGAAUCGUUGUGUCUACGUGAUAUCCUAUACUACUAUUUACGAGUCUUUUUGCUGUGGUUUCCGCCGCAUUGGAACUGUGCCGAAAGAAAGCGAACCACGGCUAGGAAUCCUACGCGAAAAGCAGACUUCGCCUUUUAAUUUGUUUGUGUUAUAGUUUGCCGUGUUUUCACUUUGGUCGUUGCAUAUUUAAACAGCAGCGCUGGAUCUAAUCGGUAAAUUGCAGCCAAAAGGCGGAAGGUCUGUGUCCAUCUAUGAUGUUAAGGAACGGGAGACUUCCACGGGAUUAAACCUUUCGGGCACGUAUCGUAGCCUAGUUCAACGGAGAGACGGCGCAAAUAUGGCAGGCUAUGAAAACCCGUCGGUAACGAAGCCAUCUAAUACACCGGGUUUGCUGCGAAGCAACAAUGGAGUAGGUGCGAAAUUUAAACUCAUACACGAAGGGGAUAUACAAGUGUGUCGUUUGAACCACAAUAACACCUUACUGAGCAAAAUAUUAAGCUCAAAAUUCUUACGAAAAUGGGAGUCCCAUCACGUCGUUUUGGCAGAGUAUCAUCUAUAUUCGACCACACCAUCUGGUUUUCUGGAGUACUCCAUACCAUACCAGGAUAUAGCUGAGGCUCAUGUGAUGGCCAGGUGGGACGCUGGACAACAUUUCUGCUUUCGUGUUGCCGUUCCUGAUGGAUCUGUUUUGUUCAAGACUUCGACUGCUUAUCUCAGAGACCAGUGGCUUCAUUCUUUAAAAUGGAAAGUCCAGUUACUUCGUUACAAGAAACUCAUUUCAAAAAUAGAAGAACCAGAACUACUUGUUAGAGAACUUAAGGAGUUAGUUUCAUACUCUUUGACGUGUCCUAUUCAAGAUGAAGCUGUAUUUCAAACCCCACUACAGAUAGUCUCCAUGAUACUGGCGCAGCACGGUUGUAGGAUAUCACUUAUCGCACAAGAAAGCAUCAUUCUCGCCUUAUCAAAGCUUCUUGACUACACUCAGCUUUCGCCAGAAAUUUGUAAAUUCUUUAGCAAGCAUUGUAAAGAUAGAUGUAACAACAAUGAUAUAAUGGAUAUAUUUGCCCCAGCGGUACAGAGAAUAUUAAAACACAACAUGCACUGUGACAUAUUACGCGGUGUUUUGCCCGUUACGGGUCUGGACUUCGGAAAGUAUCCACAUCUCCGAAUGUUCGUUCAAGAUUUUAUAUAUGCAAAAUACUAUCAAGGUGGUCAGGAGAAUCCCGAUGCUGUGAAGGAAUUUAUCUCGAGCAUCCAUAGCCCGGCAACGUUGUGUCCACACCCUCGAGUACUACCAAACAUGGUCGCUGUUGUUCUGGCUGGCGUCUACUCGUCUUUCGACAACAGUAGCAGCAAAUUGGAAGAACUCUGGGUCGCUGUGUGCGCCAAUGUUGACAACAAUACAGACCCGAAGCUAUUAAACCGUUAUACCAUUGAAAAUAUGGCUGUUCGUGAUAGAUUUCUGAAGUGCUACACGACUGUAUUAGAGACCAUGGCUUCCUUCGACGACUGGAGACCGUCUUUGGCCACAUUGUUACAACCGAUACCGUUCCCAAAAGAAGCUUUAAAGAAUGAAAAGUUUGUGAAGUGCUUGUCAAGCUUGGUAGAGCAGUUCGUCCAAGACAACAGAUGCGAGGUUCACCAAACAAUGUUACCAGUUCGAGAAGGGAAAGAUGGCUGGAUAGAUUUGUUUUGUCCUGGUGGCGUUUGUUGCACAGACGAUGGAGAGUUCUUCUCGCAAAUGGUGGCAAAGAUUAUGAGAUGUUGUGUUAAUAAAAAGAAAUUUUUAUUGAAACUUAAAAAAACGAUGCUUGGACCGUUCAUGUUGUUAUCGCUUCGGGGAGACACGACCUGUAUUGAGGUUUUGGUCAAAAUGUUGGACGUUGAUGUUCUUUCAAACGAAGAGGAAAGACUUCAAAUUAUAUCGACGCUGCAGAGUUCCCUUGAAGGACAAAAGGCUUACGAAGCUCUUUGCGAGAAGAAAGCAAAGUUUCGCGAGAUGCAAAAUCGCGGUGGACCAACUAUGCUUACAUUGCCAACGAAAUCUACAGACGAAGAUUUAGCACGUAUCAUAAAGUCUGGUUCAUUUGGAAAUCUCCGAUCACUUAACCUUUCCUUCACGCACGUCACCAGCGUGUGUGCUGAGUACUUAAUUCAAUUACCAACGUUGAUGCAUCUUAACCUUUGGUCCACUCAUUUUGGUGACACAGGUUUACAAAUGUUAGCCGAACAUCUUCCAAUGCUGGAGUCGCUGAAUCUUUGUGAAACACCCGUGACCGACGCAGGACUUUCCUCACUGGUCAUUCUCACCAGUUUGAAAAACUUGAACUUAAAUAGCACCAAGUUAUCCCCAGUCAUGUACGAGAAAUUAAAAAGUAAACUUCCCGUGUUGGAAGAACUUGAUGUAAGGUACACGGAUGUGUAGAACGUCUCGGAGUGAGUGCGCGUGCGCCGGGCGCACCCUGGUUGUUUCAUUACGUUUACUGGAGCGUACCACUUCAGGUCUACCCCCCCCCAUUGGCUAGAAAAUUUGGCGGGAAAAUAGGAGGAGAAAAUAUUGGUCCUUUAGAAUGAGAAAAUAUGUUAUGUAAAUACCCAACCUGAAAGGUUUAGACAUUGCAUAUAUAAUUUGUAGUAAUUUAAAUUAAUAGUAUGGCUAGUUGAGACAAAUUAUUAUGGCACAGGAAAGAAAUUUACCAUUCGUGUAGGUUAUGAGUAUUAGGGUAUUGAAGUGUACAGGUUAUAGAUGUAUCUAUGUACGGAUGUAAGAGUGUACUUAUAAAAAUAGUAGUAAUGCAGUACAGCUUUAAGCCUGGCUGGAUAAAAUUGUAGUGAAUAGCGCAUGUACCUUAUACGAGCGUCGUUAAAUGCGUGAGUUUUGCCAAAUAGGUUCUCAUAUUUAUCUAUUUUGUACAUAUCCCACCCUAGAUAGGCCGACCAGAGCCCGUUUAAGACGAGAGGGAACGAGUACUCUUCAUUAAAUUCUUUUCUAUUUACUUGUUUGGGGUGCACGGUGGAUUCAAAAGAUUGUGUGUAUUGUGACCACCCAAUAGAUAGACAGUAGCAAGGUUGUUCUAAAUUAGAACGAGAUACUAUGAGGUUCAGAUGUAUUGUGGUUGGUUCCUUGUAGUUUGGUAAAUGUAUGAUGUGAUGUGCAAUAUGACUUUGGUAGUUUUGUGAAUUUUAGAAGCUGUGUGGUAUUCUCUUAGUAUUGCAUACUAAUCAACUAGUGUUCAUCAUGUUAAGCGUGUAUUGUUUAUCUUUGCGGCUGCCAUUGGCUGCCAUUCGUUUAAAAUGGAACUUUCUACUAAUUCUUUUGGCGGCCAUAUUGUUUUUGUGUCAUGUUGCGAUCUGUGACGCAAUACAUACUUACGGGGCCAUCCAGUAUUGAUGGCGGUCAGUCUUGCCGUUAUCGGAGUGCGAAGAUAUUGUAAAUCUUAUUUUAUGUCGAUUCCCAUUUUAUUAUGUGAGUAAUGCUCGUCUUCGAGUUCAAUUUAUAUAAAUGUAGUUGAAUACUCUCACUUCGAUAACUGUGAAUAUUGACCUUCAUCUAUGGUGGGCCUUGUAUUGCUUGCUUGCAUUGAUGCAUUGCUUGCUGAUAACUGACUAUAUAACAUGUUAAGUGGUUUUUCUUCGCUACCAAAUGUACAGUUUAGUUUGUAGAUUUUAAAAUAGAAUCAAUAUAUGUACAGUAGUGUUGUAAUAGAAUGCCAAUACAAUAGUUGCGUAUUUGGGUAAAUGUUUUUAUUUA